CAAAAACAGACAUUAAUCCAUAACUAUUUAGGCCCAUCUUCAAGCCCAUUAAACCUUUUCCUCUUAAUCCAACGAUUAAGAUUGAAUCAGAAGCUUAAACCUCACGGUCCUCACCUGAAUCACACCGCUUAACUUCACAUGUCGUUUUCUGUUUUUCCUUAGAUUUCCCGGGAAAAAGGAAAUAAUUAAAAAAAAUUGGCAAAAAGGUAAAAAAGUUAAGUUAAAAAAACCAAACUACAAUAAAAAGGACAAAGAGAUGUUUCAACAACACUUCAACAAAAAAGCCUUUUGUUCAAUCUGAAGAAAAAAAAAGAGUCAACAAAAAAAAAAAACCAAUGGAAGAAGAAGAUCCUACAGCAAGCAAUGUGAUAACGAAUUCGAAUUCUUCAUCUAUGAGAAACCUAUCGCCGGCGAUGAAUACUCCGGUGGUUUCACUUGAGUCACGAAUCAAUCGAUUAAUCAAUGCUAAUCAAUCUCAAUCACCAUCACCAUCAUCACUAUCAAGGUCUAUAUACUCUGAUAGAUUUAUCCCCAGUAGAUCCGGAUCCAAUUUCGCUCUUUUCGAUCUAUCUCCUUCUCCUAGUAAAGAUGGUAAGGAAGAUGGAGCUGGCUCUUACGCUACUCUGUUGCGUGCGGCGAUGUUUGGUCCUGAGACGCCGGAGAAGAGAGAUAUUACUGGGUUUUCUUCUUCCAGGAAUAUUUUUAGGUUUAAGACGGAGACUCAUCGGUCUUUGAAUUCGUUUUCUCCUUUUGGUGUUGAUGAUGAUUCUCCUGGUGUUUCUCAUAGUGGUCCUGUUAAAGCUCCCAGGAAAGUGCCGCGAUCGCCGUAUAAGGUAUUGGAUGCACCGGCCUUGCAAGAUGAUUUUUAUCUGAAUCUUGUGGAUUGGUCUGCACAAAAUGUUCUAGCAGUGGGACUAGGGAACUGUGUGUAUUUAUGGAAUGCUUGUAGCAGCAAGGUUACUAAGUUAUGUGAUCUCGGAGCUGAGGAUAGUGUUUGCUCAGUGGGUUGGGCGUUACGUGGAACUCAUCUGGCUGUUGGAACUAGUACCGGGAAAGUUCAGAUAUGGGAUGCGUCACGCUGCAAGAGAACAAGAACAAUGGAAGGUCAUCGUCUAAGAGUUGGAGCCCUGGCAUGGGGUUCAUCGGUUCUGUCAUCUGGUAGCAGAGACAAGAGUAUUCUUCAGAGAGACAUAAGGUGUCAAGAAGAUCAUGUCAGUAAAUUGGCAGGUCAUAAAUCUGAGGUAUGCGGACUCAAGUGGUCUUAUGACAACAGAGAGCUAGCAUCUGGUGGAAACGACAAUAGGCUUUUUGUAUGGAACCAACAUUCAACACAACCGGUUUUGAAAUAUAGUGAACACACUGCAGCUGUUAAAGCCAUUGCUUGGUCUCCUCAUGUUCAUGGGCUUCUUGCUUCUGGUGGUGGUACUGCUGAUAGAUGCAUACGUUUUUGGAAUACAACCACGAAUACUCAUUUAAGUUCCAUAGAUACUUGCAGUCAGGUAUGCAAUCUAGCUUGGUCUAAGAACGUAAACGAGCUUGUUAGCACACACGGAUACUCUCAGAACCAAAUCAUUGUCUGGAAAUACCCAACCAUGUCCAAAAUUGCUACUCUAACCGGUCACACAUACCGAGUCUUAUACCUUGCGGUUUCACCCGAUGGACAGACGAUUGUAACAGGAGCAGGAGAUGAAACCUUAAGGUUCUGGAAUGUUUUCCCUUCCCCAAAAUCUCAGAACACGGAUAGUGAAAUCGGGUCGUCUUUCUUUGGUAGAACAACAAUUCGGUGAGAAGUUACUUUCAAAACACACAGAAAAAGUCAUAAAUUCUUGAUUUCUUCAGCAGCAGCCAGCUUGAGUUGGUCGUCUCAACCAACUUUUUUCACACGGGAGCAGAGAGUCAUUAAAUUCUUUUACACACGGAUGCAACAAGAUCUAACCCUUUUGAUUUAAUCACGAUCUUUGGGUUUCCAUCAAGAUGCACAACAUUUUCCCCCAAAAUUUUCCAAAGUGUAUAUCUUUAUUCAAUUUUUCUUCAUAUAUCAAAAUAUAGUUUCUUUUGUAUUUAUUUACUUACGAACACAACAUUUUAUAAAAUAAGCCCAUGAUAAUAAUGCAAUAAUUCGUUACCAUUCUCUUA
Arabidopsis thaliana (thale cress) is the source of this 2136-nucleotide messenger RNA. It is a transcript of the gene FZR2, whose product is annotated as FIZZY-related 2. Gene Ontology annotation, cellular component: nucleus. Bases 336 to 1787 code for a protein of 483 amino acids. Gene Ontology annotation, biological process: protein ubiquitination. Lineage: Eukaryota; Viridiplantae; Streptophyta; Magnoliopsida; Brassicales; Brassicaceae. Gene Ontology annotation, molecular function: anaphase-promoting complex binding; ubiquitin-protein transferase activator activity. The record is from RefSeq and is marked reviewed. The transcript is spliced from 8 exons.